AUGGCAGGGAAGAAGAUCCCCUGCAACAGGCUCCUCAACUUCCUGCUCUUCGGCUUCACCUUCAGCUGCUGCCUCUUGGUUUCUUUUCAUCAGUUCAGAGCUUCUCAGCCAGGGCACUACAACUCCAGUCCCUCUGCCCAGGCUGGGAACACCAGCACCCCACUGAAAGGGAAGAGCAGGCUGACCAUCCUGCUCUGGAAGAUGCCCUUUGGGCAGCAAAUCAGCUUCAAAAACUGCUCAACUCUGUACAGCACCCCCGAGUGCCACUUCAUCUCCAACCACAGCUGGUCCCAAGAGGCUGAUGCUGUGAUCGUGCACCACAGGGAUGUGUAUGGAGACCUGGAGGGGCUGGCCCAGCUCCCCAGACUCCCUUCUCAGCUCUGGAUCUGGUUUAACCUGGAGUCUCCAAGUCACUCUCCAAACUUAGGUGCCAUGGACAACCUCUUCAACCUGACCAUGUCUUACCGGAGGGACUCGGAUAUCUUCACCCCCUAUGGGGAGCUACAGCUCCUUGGCCAGCCCCAACCACUCAGCAUCCCACCCAAAACCAGGCUGGUGGCCUGGGUGGUCAGCAACUGGAGAGCAGACUCCUACCGGGUGAGGUACUACGAGCAGCUGAAGCAGCACAUCUCCGUGGAUGUCUACGGGCAGUACCACUUGCCUCUGCCCUGGCACGAGCUCCUCCCCACCGUGUCCCAGUACAGCUUCUACCUGGCCUUUGAGAACUCCCAGCACGAAGACUACAUCACUGAGAAGCUCUGGAGGAAUGCCCUGUCCUCUGGCACCAUCCCCGUGGUGCUGGGGCCUCCCCGGGAAAACUACGAGCGCUUCUUGCCCCCCGAGUCCUUCAUCCACGUGGAUGAUUUUGCCAGUGCUGGGGAACUUGCCCAGUACCUGCUGGAGCUGAGUGAGGACCCUGAGAGGUACCAGAGCUACUUCCAGUGGCGCAAGUGGUUGAAACCCGUGGUGGGGACUGGUUGGGGCCUGCACUUGUGCAGAGCUUGUCACUUCUUGCAGACAACAGAGGCCAGGUACCGGGUGGUGCCCGAUCUGUCUGAGUGGUUCGUGUAA
Molecule: messenger RNA, 1071 nt
Organism: Chaetura pelagica (chimney swift)
Lineage: Eukaryota; Metazoa; Chordata; Aves; Apodiformes; Apodidae
Product: alpha-(1,3)-fucosyltransferase 6-like
Exons: 1
Coding region: 1-1071 (356 amino acids)
Cellular component (GO): membrane
Molecular function (GO): alpha-(1->3)-fucosyltransferase activity
Source: RefSeq, a predicted model, not a curated record